UGUUGUGUGUCUCUGUAUUCAUGCAGUAAAAUGGCAGAAGCAAGAUUUUCUCAGGGUGAGCUCUCGUGUACAGUGUGUCUGGAUCUCCUGAAGGAUCCAGUGACCAUCCAGUGUGGACACAGUUACUGUGAGAACUGUAUUACAGACCGCUGGGAUCAUGAGGGUCAGAUGAGAGUCUACAGCUGCCCUCAGUGCAGACAGACCUUCAGUCCAAGACCUGCUUUAGCUAGAAACACCAUGCUGACUAAACUGGUGGAGAAACUGAAGAAGACUAAACUUCCCGCUGACUGUUACGCUGGAGCUGGAGAUGUGCAGUGUGACGUCUGUUCUGGAAGAAAAUACAAAGCCGUUAAGUCCUGUCUGGUGUGUCAGGAAUCUUACUGUCAAAUUCAUUUUGACCGUCAUGAGGAGUUUCAUUCAUGUAAGCCACACAAAGUGAUUGAUGCCACUGGACGACUGCAGGAGAUGAUGUGCCAGAAACAUGAGAAACAUCUGGAAAUGUUCUGUAUUACUGACCAACAAUGCAUUUGUGAGCUGUGUACAAAAUAUGAGCAUAAAAAACAUGACACUGUAUCAGCUGCAGCACAGAGGACAGAGACACAGAAGCAGCUGAAGGAGACGCAGAAGAUGUCCCAGCAGAGAGAGAAAGAUCUUCAGCAGCUGAGAGAGGCUGUGGAGUCUCAUAAGCGCUCUGCACAGACAGCAGUGGAGGACAGUGAGAGGAUCUUUACUGAGCUCAUCUUCUCCACUAAGAGACGCUGCUCUGAGCUGGUACGGCUUCUGAUUCCUGAUAUCAGAGAUCAGGAAAAGGCUGAAGUGAGUCAAGCUGAAGGACGACUGGAGCGACUAGAGCAGGAGAUCAAUGAUCUGAGGAGGAGAGACGCUGAGCUGGAACAGCUUUCACACACACAGGAUCACAUCCAAUACCUGCAGGUAACAGAGAUCUAAAA
Sinocyclocheilus grahami is the source of this 950-nucleotide messenger RNA. Its product is annotated as E3 ubiquitin/ISG15 ligase TRIM25-like. NCBI's taxonomy places the organism in Eukaryota, Metazoa, Chordata, Actinopteri, Cypriniformes, Cyprinidae. Gene Ontology annotation, molecular function: zinc ion binding. The record is from RefSeq and is a predicted model, not a curated record. The transcript has 3 exons. The coding region runs from base 31 to 948 and encodes 305 amino acids.